CCUUGUCCAUCAACUAGCUCGCAGGUCUCGGUUUAUGGAAUCCUACAGGAGCUCACGUUUGCCGACGGCCAAUCAGAGCGGAGAGAGCCGCCGAGCAACAGGAACCUCUACCUUUGCCUCUAAUACACUUGUAUGUAAGAGCUGAAAGAAUCCAACUUUCUUCAGACAGUACACUUGCUUCUCGUCAGUGGAUCUCUUUUGUGUUUUAAAAAACACACCAUAAAAGACCACCAUGGCUCAAACAAGCAUAAGACUUUGUGUGACUCUUCUCUGCUGUUUUAGUCUGACUUUUCUCAACUGUGCAGAGUGCUCCAAAGAGGACAUAUUUUCCAACGUGCUGGCCCUGCUGUCUCCGGGUGAAAUGCACCUGACAGAGGAAGCUGUUCGUUCGGUUCUGACGGAGUUGGAGAAACGUGUGCAGUGCAGCGAUGUGUCGUGUGGAAAGUGUCUGUCCGUGGACCACGUGGGUCAGCUGGUCUCCAACUUCUCCUCGAGCCGGGAGCUGGACAUGCACGGCUACUUCCACCUGGCGGCCGGCGGCUGCCUGUACCUCAGCGCACCUGAGCGGGCAUGCCAGGCCGCCAGGGAGGGCCGCUGGGCACAGGAGACGGACCAGUUCAUCCACAGCCUCAUGGAAGGAGGAGGAGGAGGCGACCACCACCAUCACGGGGAGGAAGAAGAUCAUGAGCAUGAGGCGGCGGGAGGAGAGGAGGAGCACGCAGAGCACGAGGGCGAGGAGGUGGAGAGGCUGUUUCACCUGAUGGAGGAGCACUACCUGCCUGAACGCAACCAGCCCUGCGUCACCAUAACAGACAUCCUGAGCGAUAUCCAUCGUCAUCACCAUGGCAACGAGACCCUGGAGGGUCAGCAUCAGGACCAUGAUGGCAUGGGGGAGCAUGAGGAGGAGCAUCACGAGGAGGAGCAUCACGACCAUGGGGACCUGGAGGCGAUGUUCGGGGCGGUGCUCUACCACGCCCUGAGGGGACGCUGCCUGACCACCAGGGAGCUGCCUCAGGAGGACUUCUUCCUAGACUUCAUCUUCGGACACUUUGGCUCUGACAAUGCCACUCUGCAAGAUUUGGACACGGUGAUGAAGACCUUGAACCUGGCCCAGGAGGAGCAUGGAGGUGACGACCAUGGCGACCACGGUCACGAUCACCACGACGAUGCACGUGACGUGACGAUGAUGAGCGGCGGGGGUGGCGAUGGAGGUGAUGGUGUUGCUGGUGUCGUUGCCACGGGGGGACAGCAGGGCCUGAGGCACGGCCAUGAGGAGCAUGCGGGGGGGCACGAGCACAACAGCAGCUGGGAACAGAGCUGUUUCAGUGCUGGGGAGCUGCUUCGUAUCCAUGGUCUGGACGGGUCGCCGCUGACCCGGGAUCAGUUCUCGCACCUCAGCCCUGCGCUGGUCCAACAGCUUCUCAGCGGAGCUUGUGGCGCCACGGAACCUGUCGUCACACCCGGGGACAACCUCAGCCAGGCCGAGAGGUACAUCUAUGCCACCAUAGCCAACGUGUUCAUCACCCUGACGGCGCUGUUUGGCAUCGCGGUGCUGCUCUGCACCCGCUGCAGCACCAUCUUCCAGCUCAGCAUCCAGUUCUGCAUCGCCCUGGCUGUGGGCUCACUCACUGGGGACGCGCUCCUGCACCUCCUCCCCCAGUUCCUGGGUCUCCACAGCCACGGUGCUGGGGAGAGUGAUGGCCAUAAGCAUGGCGAGGAGCCUCCUGAGUACCUCUACAAGAUGCUGGUGGUGCUGGGAGGGAUCUACUACUUCUACCUGAUGGAGGCCAUCUUCUCCAUCAUCACCAGCAAGGACAAGGACAAGAACCACAACCACAACCACCACCACGGGGACGGUUCUGAGCCACAUCACUGUGACCAUGGCAGAGUGCUACAGAUGUACCACCAGUCAUCCAGCAGCUCUCAGGCAGAUCUGGUACAAGUGGAGGAUCCUCAGCCUGUGCCUCGUACUCGAGAACAGAGACUGCUUCCCUACAUGAUCACCAUAGGCGAUGGGAUCCACAACUUCGCAGACGGCCUGGCUAUCGGGGCGGCCUUCUCCAUGUCUUGGAAGUCUGGCCUGGCCACGUCCCUGGCUGUCCUCUGCCACGAGCUGCCCCACGAGCUGGGUGACUUUGCCAUUCUGCUGCACUGCGGGCUGUCUGUGAAGAAGGCCCUACUGCUAAACAUGGGCAGCGCCCUCACCUCCUUCAUAGGCCUCUACAUCGCCCUCUCCGUUUCCACGGAUACGGCCGCCCAAGAGUGGAUAGCGGCCGUCACGGCAGGCCUGUUCCUCUACGUCGGCCUGGCAGACAUGCUUCCUACCAUGGUGCAUGUGAACAGUAAGCAUCCCUGGCUGAUGUUCCUGCUGCAGAACCUGGGACUGCUGACCGGCUGGGGUAUCCUUAUAGUCCUGUCCUUAUAUGAGGACCAGAUCGGCGUCUUCUAGACACAGCGGAGGAGGCCUGCCUUUAUUCUUUGUUCUUGGUUGUUUUAUAUUAAGCGGAUAUUUAUACAGUUUACUCUUCUUUUUUUCAAACGUGUUUAUUUCCUAAUUUGAUUCUGGAAUGCACCUGCUGAAGACCUGCUUGGACAUACUACGUACAUGUAUCUACAGGAAUGAACUCUUGGGACGUCUUGUUUUUCUUUUCUUUUCUUUUUUUGUUUUGAUGUUGGGGGGUGGUGGUGAUUAGGCUUUCAUGGGGGGGUCGCCCUCAUCAU
Molecule: messenger RNA, 2721 nt
Organism: Engraulis encrasicolus (European anchovy)
Lineage: Eukaryota; Metazoa; Chordata; Actinopteri; Clupeiformes; Engraulidae
Gene: slc39a4
Product: solute carrier family 39 member 4
Exons: 12
Coding region: 233-2449 (738 amino acids)
Biological process (GO): intracellular monoatomic cation homeostasis; zinc ion import across plasma membrane
Cellular component (GO): plasma membrane
Molecular function (GO): monoatomic cation:bicarbonate symporter activity; zinc ion transmembrane transporter activity
Source: RefSeq, a predicted model, not a curated record